Messenger RNA from Etheostoma cragini (Arkansas darter), 995 nucleotides. It is a transcript of the gene s100b, whose product is annotated as S100 calcium binding protein, beta (neural). NCBI's taxonomy places the organism in Eukaryota, Metazoa, Chordata, Actinopteri, Perciformes, Percidae. The record is from RefSeq and is a predicted model, not a curated record. Gene Ontology annotation, cellular component: cytoplasm; nucleus. Bases 249 to 533 code for a protein of 94 amino acids. The transcript has 3 exons. Gene Ontology annotation, biological process: positive regulation of cell population proliferation; positive regulation of canonical NF-kappaB signal transduction. Gene Ontology annotation, molecular function: S100 protein binding; calcium ion binding; RAGE receptor binding.
CACUUCAAGACUGAUAGUAAGAGUUGGAGCAUCAGUGCUGGUUUCGCUGCAGUGGAGUGAGGGGAGGGGAGCGGACGAGAUUGGUCAGCAGUUUGAGUGACUCAGCGCUUCUCCUUCCACAUACCCCCCCACCCCCAACCACCCCCACUGCUGCAGUAUAAAGUCUGCUGUCCGUCCUCAGCCACCACCCUCUGGACAACUUUUGCCUGGACUCACACCAAGCGAAAAGGUGAAAAGAAACGUUGACAAUGACGGACCUGGAGACCUCGAUGGGCGCCAUCAUCGCCGUGUUUCAGAAGUAUUCAGAGAGAGAAGGCGACAAACACAAGCUGAAGAAGAGCGAGCUGAAGGACCUGCUUCAGGACGAGCUGCCGGAACUGAUGGAGCAUGUGAAAGACCAGGAGGCGCUCGAUAAACUAAUGGAGGGCCUGGACACGGACGGCGACUCCGAGUGCGACUUCCAGGAAUUCAUGACAUUCGUCUCCAUGGUUACCGUCUUUUGCCACGAGUUUUUCCAGCAAGAGGACGACUGAAGGAGGAGAAGGCGACCGCCGGAGACAAAGGAGGGGAGCUACAGUAAAUUAUAAAAGAAGGAAAAAGCCUGUAGGUGCCCUGAGAGCAGUGCAGUGUGGGGAAAAACACAACUUCCAGCCAGCAGCCAAAACUUUAUCGGUGCCGUUGGCAAUAAGGCCCAUAUCAUAUAUAAUCUACCUUGUUCUCUUUUAGUCUAAAUACAUACAUGGCUUGUAAAGUCUCCAAAACAGCUUCAGGCUCUGAAGUAUGUCACAAAACUAGCCCCUGAUUUCUAAAAGUAGUUUCAUUUACAAACAUUUUUGAACGACAGACGCCAGCUGGCUGCAGAAAUUGCAACAAGGCCUCCAAAAAUACGACCAUGUUCGUGGUUUAUUCCUCAAAAGCCAAGCAUCUUUUAGUUUAUUAUAUCAUGUCUCAGACAGUCUUCUCACUUACAGUUUGGUCGACAUUAAACCCCCAAA